AUGGAAAUCCACAAGUCCACGAACGUGCUGGACGGCUUCCUGUCGUCGCUGUCCAUGAUUCUUGUGAGCGAGAUUGGUGACAAGACCUUCUUCAUCGCGUGCCUCAUGGCGAUGCGUCAUCCGAAACUGACGGUAUACAUUGGCGCUCUCGGUGCCCUAGCUGCAAUGACGAUACUGUCGGCGCUGAUGGGCGUGGUGGUGCCCAACCUGCUCUCGGUGCAGGUGACGCAGAUAUUGGCGGUGGUGCUGUUUAUGGUGUUUGGCUGCAAGAUCCUUUACGACGAGCUGAUACGCAAGAAGUCCGACGACGAGGAGAGCGAGGACGAGAUGACGGAGGCUGCUGCGGCGUUGCGCCGUCGCGAUCCGAACGAUCCGGCUGAGACAGGUAGCAUGGCGUCGUCGGCCUACGUAAGCGCGCCGGCGCGCCGCUGGCGCAAGCUGCUCAACCCCGUCAUGGUAGAGGCGUUCACGCUAACCUUCGUCGCCGAAUGGGGAGACCGCAGCCAGCUGGCCACGAUUGCGCUGGCGGCUGCGAAGAACCCGUACGGCGUGACAGUCGGCGGUAUUCUCGGCCACGCCCUCUGCACCGGCGGCGCCGUUGUGUGCGGCAACCUCAUCGCGCAGCGCGUGUCCAUGAAGACGGUGAACGUCGUUGGCGGGGUUCUUUUUAUCAUGUUCGGUCUCGUGACCUUGUACGAGCUGAUUUAUGGCGAGCAUGAGAUCUCCAAGACCCACGAGCACCCCGGGAGGACGGAGUAG
This is a messenger RNA of Leishmania mexicana MHOM/GT/2001/U1103, 759 nucleotides long. Its product is annotated as putative membrane protein. NCBI's taxonomy places the organism in Eukaryota, Euglenozoa, Kinetoplastea, Trypanosomatida, Trypanosomatidae. Gene Ontology annotation, cellular component: Golgi apparatus. The coding region runs from base 1 to 759 and encodes 252 amino acids. Gene Ontology annotation, biological process: Golgi calcium ion homeostasis; manganese ion transmembrane transport; calcium ion transmembrane transport. Gene Ontology annotation, molecular function: manganese ion transmembrane transporter activity; calcium ion transmembrane transporter activity. The transcript has a single exon. The record is from RefSeq and is a predicted model, not a curated record.